AUGGCGGCAGUUAACAGCGACAACGACUCUACAACCGCCGCUAACAUCACCAACAUGCUCCAAUCCGUCACUCUCACUGAAGAGGUUUUUCCGCCGGAGAUCAUCUUUGAUAUUCUGGUGAGGCUUCCGGUGAAGACAUUGCAGCGGUUUAGGGCUGCAUGCAAGCUCUGGAACGAAAUGAUCUCAUCGGACCGCAAAUUCGCGAAGGAGCAGCUCCGGCGAGCCACCGCCACCGUCACCGCCACCGACGGCCGCGACUGCAACCGCCUCAUUAAGUACGUACACUCCUACCCAGGUGAACCAAUCACUUCGUUUAUGAGAGACUACUCUCUCAGAUCCUUAGCCAGCAGCUCCGGCAACCUCGCAGGCACUUACUCUGAGCCCAAGGGCCCUCUUGUCGAAGGAGACUGGAUGCAUUUCGAUGGCGAUUCUUGUCAUGGUUUGCUUCUUCUUAACAUUGAGACGGCCGAAAACGCUAUGGUUGUUUGGAACCCUUCCACAGGGAAGUUCAGGACCUUGCCGCCGGUUAAGGACCACCCAAUGCAAUCUUGUUCCGUUCACACUGGGUUCGGGUAUGAUUCUUCCACCGACACUUACAAGGCGGUGGAAGUUUCUCACCACAGAGGAGUGAACAUUGCCAUGGCUCAUACCGUGGGCACGGAUUCAUCAUGGAGAGUGGUUCCGAAUUUUCCUGGUGGUUCCCCUCGAGGCUGCACGAAAUUCGUGAGCGGAAGUAUUCACUGGUUGAUGAUUCAGAGCAAGAUAACGGAGUUUGGUGAGUAUAUGGAUUACUAUGUUGUUGUUUCUAUGGACAUGGGAACGGAGACGAUCGAGGAAGUGGUGGUGCCGGAGAAAAUUAUCGGGGAUCUGGAGUUGGCGGUGUUGAAUGAUUGGUUGUGCAUCGUUGGUCGUGGAUCCAUGAUUUGUGAUGUUUGGGUUAUGAAGGAGUAUGGAAAUGCAGAAUCUUUGACUAAGUUGUUCAGUAUUCCCUACGUAGAAACAAAUCCUCCUUCUCGUCCCUGGUAUAGUGUUAUGGACACUGUUUCUGAUGAUGAGAUACUGCUUCACAACAGGAUAAGCUUUGUUGUCUAUAAUCACAAGAACCAAACUUUUAGUGUUCCUGUGCUUCAAGAAUUCCGUGGUCUUAGCGAUUUCAGGGUCUAUACUGAGAGUUUGGUGUCACCCUGA
Messenger RNA from Arachis stenosperma, 1188 nucleotides. RefSeq names its product F-box/kelch-repeat protein At3g23880-like. The coding region runs from base 1 to 1188 and encodes 395 amino acids. The record is from RefSeq and is a predicted model, not a curated record. Gene Ontology annotation, molecular function: protein binding. The transcript has a single exon. NCBI's taxonomy places the organism in Eukaryota, Viridiplantae, Streptophyta, Magnoliopsida, Fabales, Fabaceae.